Staurois parvus is the source of this 376-nucleotide messenger RNA. The record is from the annotation of a GenBank genome assembly. NCBI's taxonomy places the organism in Eukaryota, Metazoa, Chordata, Amphibia, Anura, Ranidae.
AUGCGGUUUUUUACAGGUCCAUAUCCAGAUGCUGCCCACAGCCUUUUUUCUUCAUCAAAAAUGCAUGCAAAGCAUUUUCCAUGUAUUCAAGUGGACCCGGUACACCAGCGCAGUCAGUUCCAGGUUUGGCGUGAAGGAAACAAUGGUAGAACGCGCCGCAUUAUGCUCAUGAUGGGAUCCAUAGUGAAUACAACCAGAAAAGACAGGUCAUCUCAACACAUACUGCUCUCUCUGCUUCUGCUCUCUCUAUUUCUCUGAAAACAUCUGAAAUAGUUUAUUUAUUUAUUUCAGUGCAUUCUGGGCAUUUGGGAAGGUCUCCUGAGGUUAUCUUUUAAAAACACUUUUAAACGAAAACGCACAUAAACGCGGUAUGCAA